AUGCAAAUAUCCUUCAAAAAGAUUGAUAAUCGUGUAACGCCUGAUAGUUCAGAUGACGAAGAUGAUGACGACGAUUUUGAUUGCGACCGAACCAACGUAGACCAACACAAUCAAGAACCUGUUCAUUUACGAAGAUCCCAGCGAGAAAGAAGACAACCAAAUAGACUUGGAUUUGAACAUUGA
This is a messenger RNA of Paramuricea clavata, 183 nucleotides long. The record is from the annotation of a GenBank genome assembly. NCBI's taxonomy places the organism in Eukaryota, Metazoa, Cnidaria, Anthozoa, Malacalcyonacea, Plexauridae.